Molecule: messenger RNA, 884 nt
Organism: Myxocyprinus asiaticus (Chinese sucker)
Lineage: Eukaryota; Metazoa; Chordata; Actinopteri; Cypriniformes; Catostomidae
Exons: 2
Coding region: 56-679 (207 amino acids)
Source: RefSeq, a predicted model, not a curated record
UAUAACAGCUUCAACUCUUCUGGGAAGGCUUUCCACAAGGUUUAGGAGUGUGUUUAUGGGAAUUUUUGACCAUUCUUCCAGAAGCGCAUUUGUGAGGUCAGACACUGAUGUUGGACGAGAAGGCCUGGCUCGCAGUCUUCGCUCUAAUUCAUCCCAAAGGUGCUCUAUCGGGUUGAGGUCAGGACUCUGUGCAGGCCAGUCAAGUUCUUCCACACCAAACUCGCUCAUCCGUGUCUUUAUGGACCUUGCUUUGUGCACUGGUGCGCAGUCAUGUUGGAACAGGAAGGGGCCAUCCCCAAACUGUUUCCACAAAGUUGGGAGCAUGGAAUUGUCCAAAAUCUCUUGGUAUGCUGAAGCAUUCAGAGUUCCUUUCACUGGAACUAAGGGGCCAAGCCCAGCUCCUGAAAAACAACCCCACACCAUAGUCCCCCCUCCACCAAACUUCACAGUUGGCACAAUGCAGUCAGACAAGUACCGUUCUCCUGGCAACCACCAAACCCAGACUCGUCCAUCAGAUUGCCAGAUGGAGAAGCGUGAUUCAUCACUCCAGAGAACGCGUCUCCACUGCUCUAGAGUCCAGUGGCGUCGUGCUUUACACCACUGCAUCCGACGCUUUGCAUUGCACUUGGUGAUUUAUGGCUUGGAUGCAGCUGCUCGGCCAUGGAAACCCAUUCCAUGAAGCUCUCUACGCACUGUUCUUGAGCUAAUCUGAAGGCCACAUGAACUUUGGAGGUCUGUAGCGAUUGACUCUGCAGAAAGUUGGCGACCUCUGCGCACUAUGCGCCUCAGCAUCCGCUGACCCCGCUCUGUCAUUUUACGUGGCCUACCACUUCGUGGCUGAGUUGCUGUCAUUCCCAAUCGCUUCCACUUUGUUAUAAUACCAC